AUGCUCAUCCCGGUCCUCUUUAGCUUCCUACUGGGGCAGAACACCUCUGAUCCGCUGAGCUCGAAGUUCAUCGAUUCUGCACGCUAUGUGUAUGACUUCAUUACCGGCACAAAAACUUACAUUCGACGUAUCGAGUACGAGGACCGGGGCCAACGCUACAUCGGUGAUGACCGGACUGCUCUGGAUACCUCUUCGCGCAACAACAUCUUGCAGAAAGCUAUCAAGAUUUACUUGCAAGCGAAAUGUUCGUUGGAAAUCGACGACGCUGAAGUGUUCCUCCUUCCGCAGAAGGAGAUCAAGCUAGAAAAGGAUCAGUACGGGGAUGUGUGCCUCUUCAGUGGCAGCUACAAGCAGCUAUUGGCAUACUCCGUCAACCGGCUGCCAAAGAAGGAUCACUGGAUUGUUGUUGAUGAUGCGCAUCCCAGCCUCUACUUCCGACAGUCACUGGAUGUUUCAGAAGAAGGCGAAGGACAAGGUCGAAUUAGCAUCCGCCACUCUGCUGAAAGAUUAUAUGAGCAUUUCUUGUGGAUUCGGGGUUCGGAAGAGCCGUAA
This is a messenger RNA of Symbiodinium sp. CCMP2456, 552 nucleotides long. NCBI's taxonomy places the organism in Eukaryota, Dinophyceae, Suessiales, Symbiodiniaceae. The record is from the annotation of a GenBank genome assembly.